Messenger RNA from Galendromus occidentalis (western predatory mite), 523 nucleotides. RefSeq names its product Uxt prefoldin-like subunit (gene Uxt). The coding region runs from base 1 to 471 and encodes 156 amino acids. Gene Ontology annotation, cellular component: mediator complex. Gene Ontology annotation, biological process: positive regulation of transcription by RNA polymerase II; negative regulation of transcription by RNA polymerase II. The record is from RefSeq and is a predicted model, not a curated record. NCBI's taxonomy places the organism in Eukaryota, Metazoa, Arthropoda, Arachnida, Mesostigmata, Phytoseiidae. The transcript has 3 exons. Gene Ontology annotation, molecular function: transcription corepressor activity.
AUGGAUUCGAAGAUCACGAAAUUCGAACAUUUCAUCAAUGAUUUUCUCCGUGAGCAGCUCCGGGAACUUUACGAAGAGCGGGAGAAAGUCUCCCAUCAGGCUGCCGAAUAUCUCCAACUCCAAAGAGCGAUUCAGAACCUUCAACGGAGUGUAGCUUCGGAUGAAUCCGGGGGAAAGGAAGUUCGUAUGCAGGUGGAUAUUGGUUGCAGCUUCUUCUGUCAAGCAAACGUGCCAGACGCUUCGAAAAUUUUCGUUUGCUUAGGAAUGGGGAUUUUCUGCGAGAUGUCACAUGAAGACGCAGUGGAUUUCAUCGAGAAGAAGCAGCAACUGCUUCAGAAACGAAUAGAUCACCUAAGCGAUCAGUGCGCCGAGGUGAAGGCGAGGAUCCAAAUUGGCUUGCAGGCGCUCAGUGAACUGCAGGGUCUCAGUGUGAGUGUCGACCAGGGAAAAGGGCAUGAUCCGGGUAGCUGAAGGCGUAAGGAUCGUAGAGAUCACUUGUUAUGUUCUGUUCUGGAUUUCAAAG